This is a messenger RNA of Camarhynchus parvulus, 738 nucleotides long. Its product is annotated as poly(U)-specific endoribonuclease-A-like. The transcript is spliced from 6 exons. Gene Ontology annotation, molecular function: RNA endonuclease activity. The record is from RefSeq and is a predicted model, not a curated record. The coding region runs from base 1 to 738 and encodes 245 amino acids. NCBI's taxonomy places the organism in Eukaryota, Metazoa, Chordata, Aves, Passeriformes, Thraupidae.
AUGGCUCCGUGGCUGCUGUGGCUGCUGCUGCUGCUGGUGACCGGCACCGGGGGGGCUCCCCCUGAGCCCCGGGCGGUACCGGAGCCCCGGGCGGUACCGGAGCUUCCCGAGAGGUACCGGAGCCCCCGCCGCUCCCUGGGCCGGGCGGAGGCGGAGCCGCCGGAGGAGCUGCAGGAGCAGCGCCGCUUCCUGGCGGCCGCGCUGGCCACGCCGGUGCUGGCGCUGCUCGAGCGCUUCGUGCUCGACAAAGGGCUGUACCCCUCGGCCGAGGCGUUCCGGGCCGAUCUCCACUCCAUGUGGUUCGGACUCUACUCGCGCUCCAGAGGGAAAGCUCUGGACUCCUGCGGCUUCGAGCACGUGUUCGUGGGGGAGGUGAAGAACGACGCCGUGUCCGGGUGUCACAACUGGGUGCAGCUGCAGGCACUGGAGAGCGCGGGGAGGCUGCAGUACCUGGGCUGCACCUGGGAUGGGCCCUGGACGGCCUUCCCGGACGUGCUGUCGCUGCGGUUCCGCUGGGACGGGCACCUCAAAGCGCGGGGGUCGCUCCUGGUGGGCUCCAGCCCCGAGUUCGACCUGGCGCUGUUCACCCUCUGCUUCCUGGCACCCGCGCCGUCGCACCGCGCCAGUGAGCCCCGGGGGUGCCACAUCAGCCUGGGGGGAGAAGCUGCCACCAUCCAGACCUACAGCUGGGACAAGCAGCGCCUGGUGGCCUCGGCGUACCCCCUGACCCCACAAUGA